This is a messenger RNA of Momordica charantia (bitter melon), 1792 nucleotides long. RefSeq lists its product as uncharacterized. Gene Ontology annotation, molecular function: guanyl-nucleotide exchange factor activity; translation initiation factor activity. Lineage: Eukaryota; Viridiplantae; Streptophyta; Magnoliopsida; Cucurbitales; Cucurbitaceae. Gene Ontology annotation, cellular component: eukaryotic translation initiation factor 2B complex. The record is from RefSeq and is a predicted model, not a curated record. Gene Ontology annotation, biological process: translational initiation.
GAUUAUGCCAGACGUGCAAGCCGUUGUGAAUGAUUUYGUUAUCAAGCUUAAGAAGCGUAAAAUCGAGGGCUCCCUGGCCACUGCGAAGCUUACAGCUGAAUUGCUUCGUUCAGUCAUUUCGCAGCAGCGAAUACCCUACACGAAUCAGGCUGCCGCUUUGAUUGAUGCUGUGAAAGCUGUUGGCGAGCAGCUGAUUGCUGCGAAUCCUGUUGAGCUUGCUGUGGGUAAUAUUGUGAGGCGUGUUUUGCACAUUAUUAGAGAGGAGGAUCUCUCUCUCACCACAGCUGCUAUUGCCGGGUUGAGCUUAUCAGCAGUUAGUGAUGAUGAGGAUGACAUUGAAAAAGAUGAUCGCCCGGCCCUGUCAGCCGCUGCUGUUGCAGCUGCUGCAAGAAGCACUCUGCGGCCACCUUCCUUGCAAACUCUUCUUGAGGACGUUCCUAACCAAACAUCUAUCCAUCAAACUUCAUCAUCUGGAGGUGAUUCAGAAGGAAAAAGCAAAUCUGCUGAUAAGAGUUCGAGGAGUCGGAAACUCAAGCACGAUGUAAUUGAAGCUGUUAAUGAACUCAUUCAAGAUAUUGCAACAUGUCACGAACAGAUUGCUGAGCAAGCAGUGGAACACAUCCAUCAAAAUGAGGUAAUAUUAACUCUCGGGAGUUCCAGAACAGUUUUGGAAUUUCUUUGUGCUGCUAAGGAGAAGAAGAGGUCCUUCCGGGUGUUUGUUGCUGAGGGUGCUCCGAGAUAUCAGGGUCAUCUUCUUGCUAAGGAGUUGGUUACAAGAGGUUUACAAACCACACUUAUUACUGAUUCUGCAGUUUUUGCCAUGAUCUCCCGGGUGAAUAUGGUUAUAGUUGGAGCUCAUGCUGUCAUGGCAAAUGGUGGUGUCAUGGCACCUGUUGGGUUGAAUAUGGUUGCCCUUGCAGCUAAAAGGCAUGCUGUUCCUUUUGUUGUACUAGCCGGUAGUCAUAAGUUAUGCCCUUUGUAUCCACACAAUCCUGAAGUUCUACUCAAUGAACUGAGAUCCCCAUCAGAGCUACUUGACUUUGGUGAAUUUUCAGAUUGCAUGGACUUUGGAACUAACACUGGUUCUCCUCUUCUCCAUGUAGUCAACCCAACAUUUGACUAUGUGCCACCAUCGCUUGUUAGUUUAUUUAUUACUGACACAGGUGGCCAUAACUCAUCAUACAUGUAUCGGCUUAUUGCUGAUUACUAUUCAGCUGAUGAUUUGGUGGUUAAACGAAGGCCUCCUACAGGGAGCUGAUUGUUGUCCCUUAUUAUUCAUCACAUAUUUGGACCGCAGUUAGCAACAUGAGCGAACUGAUGAGAAGAAUCAUAAAUUCUAUCCUCUCCUCUCAACCAUGUAGAACCAUCAUCCUUGCUGCAAGAAAGCGUGAAGAAAAAGAACAGAAACAUUCAAAGUACGCUGAAUGGGAAGCUAAGGUUUUGGCAAUUUUGUGUUUAUUGCAAGUUUCUGGCUGGGCUGAAGGGUGUUGGUGCAGAAACAAUGAAAUUGGUGGUGUUUUUGUUGUUGUUGGUUGUUUGUUUUGCUGCCAAAGGCCAUUCAUUGUAUUCUGCAGCUCACUGCCAGAAUCAAUGAAUUACAGAUAAAUCAAGAGAUCCCUUUUUGCAGUUUGCACAGCAAACUAUGGUCUAUCUGUGAUACUUUUCUUUAUUUUCUUUUUAUUUUUUUCUGGAAGCAUUUUUCCAUGUGAGAAUUCUUGAAGAAAUGAGUUCUAGUUAGGCAAGAUCAAUAUGAAAAAAGUCCAUAUAUAGAUAAAAUGCCGCAUUCUUGUUA